AACGCUUUUUAAACGCUUGGCCUCUGUGUUACAGCCAGUUAAAAAAAACAAGGAGUAGAGAUACGAAUGGGGUGUAGUAGCCGACUGCUCGCAGGCACCCCCAGGUUAUGUGGACAGAGCUAAGCCCAAAGUUGUGAUUUUCCACUCUGUUCUGUCCAUGUCGAGGGAAGAUAAGUAGAAAGUGACACAGUAAGAGCCAGAAUACACCAGGUGAAGGAGAGAAUUGCAUUGUGUUUUGAGAAGUUUCACUGACAAGUUAUCCUGGGCUGUGGGACAUCACUAGCUUUGAAAGUGUAGCUGGCACCUCGUCCAUCUAAUUUGAUGGGUGUGUGUGGGGUGUUGGGCACGCGUCGGCCUAGCAGAUCUGAACCCAGGUGAUUUCUGUUCUCAGGAAGCUUUUAGGUGACAAGGAUCAGGCAUGUGAACAAAUAACCAUACUGUAAAGCUGGCUGUGCUGGGUCGCUAGAGCAAACUCAGACACACACUCUGCGCUCUUGGAGUUGGGAAACCCACCUGCGUUGGCUUUUUGUGGGAGGUGGCCUUGAUUGGGCCUUGAAGGAUGGGUGAGAUUUACAGAAGGUUGGAAUGAGGCACUCCAAGCAAAGAACAGCAGAGGCUCAGCAGCAAGAAUGCAAAAAGGGAGUUCACUACUGACUCAAAUACCCGGAGCCCUGGGGUUUAGUCUCCUCCCUCCACAAGUCACAUGUAAAAGUCCAGUCAUGCUGGGCGCGGUGGCUCAUGCCUAUAAUCCUAGCACUUUGGGAGGCCGAGGUGGGCGGAUCAUGAGGUCAGUAGUUCAAGAACAACCUGGCCAACACGGUGAAACCCUGUCUCUACUAAAAAUACAAAAAUUAGUCGGGCAUGGUGGCGGGCACCUGCAAUCCCAGCUACUCGAGAGGCUGAGGCAGGAGAAUCACUUGAAACUGGAAGGCGGAGGUUGCAGUGAGCCGAGAUCAUGCCACUGCAUUCCAGCCUGGGCGAAAGAGCUAAACUCCGUCUCUCAAAAAAAAAAAAAAAAAAAAAAGUCCAGUCAUGUAAUUAUGUAACAGUCACGUGACCUGUUAUGGAACUUCCAAUGGCAACUAAAAGCACAUGCAGCUAGUGGAUUUCAUCGGAGUGUUUGAGGUUCCCGUCUUGAAUGUGACUGUCGGAACUACUGUCCGGGGGGGUGGUGCAUUUUUCUGAGUUUAAGCAGGAGUCGGGAGUCCCCAAAAGGGAACACAAGACACCUUGAUCCUGGCAUAUCUUGUGUGCCCUCUGUGGGCCUCAGUUUGUUUCACAGGAUUGAAAACCUGGGAAGUUAGAUGCUCAUCUCAUCUGAAGAAGUUGUUCUGCCUUUGUUAAGGUGGAGCGGGAAUAGUCAGCACUGGGACAUGAGAAUGGACAGUCGCCUGGACCCACCUAGGGAUUCACCAUUUGCUAAAUGUGCAGCGUCUAUCCCAGACUACCGGGGCCCUAAUGGAGUGUGGACACUGCUUCAGAAAGGGAGAAGCGUUAGUGCUGCCGACCUGAGCGAGGCCGAGCCAACCCUCACCCACAUGAGCAUCACCCGUCUGCAUGAGCAGAAGCUGGUGCAGCAUGUGGUGUCUCAGAACUGUGACGGGCUCCACCUGAGGAGUGGGCUGCCGCGCACGGCCAUCUCCGAGCUCCACGGGAACAUGUACAUUGAAGUCUGUACCUCCUGCGUUCCCAACAGGGAGUACGUGCGGGUGUUCGAUGUGACGGAGCGCACUGCCCUCCACAGACACCAGACAGGCCGGACCUGCCACAAGUGUGGGACCCAGCUGCGGGACACCAUUGUGCACUUUGGGGAGAGGGGGACGUUGGGGCAGCCUUUGAACUGGGAAGCGGCGACCGAGGCUGCCAGCAGAGCAGACACCAUCCUGUGUCUAGGGUCCAGCCUGAAGGUUCUAAAGAAGUACCCACGCCUCUGGUGCAUGACCAAGCCCCCUAGCCGGCGGCCGAAGCUUUACAUCGUGAACCUGCAGUGGACCCCGAAGGAUGACUGGGCUGCCCUGAAGCUACAUGGGAAGUGUGAUGACGUCAUGCGGCUCCUCAUGGCCGAGCUGGGCUUGGAGAUCCCCGCCUAUAGCAGGUGGCAGGAUCCCAUUUUCUCACUGGCGACUCCCCUGCGUGCUGGUGAAGAAGGCAGCCACAGUCGGAAGUCGCUGUGCAGAAGCAGAGAGGAGGCCCCGCCUGGGGACCGGGGUGCACCGCUUAGCUCGGCCCCCAUCCUAGGGGGCUGGUUUGGCAGGGGCUGCACAAAACGCACAAAAAGGAAGAAAGUGACGUAAUCACGUGCUCGAUGAAGAACAGUUGGCACUUUGCAGAUGGCCAGUGUCACGGUGAAGGCUGGGUUGCCCCCACGGGUCUAGGGAGAACGAACUCUUUGGGGAUGACAUUUUCACCGUGACAUUUUUAGCCAUUUGUCCUUGAGGAAGCCCCUUGCACUGCUGCGGUUGUACCCUGAUACGGCCUGGCCAUCGAGGACACCUGCCCAUCCGGCCUCUGUGUCAAGAGGUGGCAGCCGCACCUUUCUGUGAGAACGGAACUCGGGUUAUUUCAGCCCCGGCCUGCAGAGUGGAAGCGCCCAGCGGCCUUUCCUCGCUCACCAGGCCAGUCUCAGGGCCUCACCGUAUUUCUACUACUACUUAAUGAAAAAGUGUGAACUUUAUAGAAUCCUCUCUGUACUGGAUGUGCGGCAGAGGGGUGGCUCCGAGCCUCGGCUCUAUGCAGACCUUUUUAUUUCUAUUAAACGUUUCUGCACUGGC
Molecule: messenger RNA, 2771 nt
Organism: Homo sapiens (human)
Lineage: Eukaryota; Metazoa; Chordata; Mammalia; Primates; Hominidae
Gene: SIRT7
Product: sirtuin 7
Exons: 8
Coding region: 1305-2294 (329 amino acids)
Biological process (GO): DNA repair-dependent chromatin remodeling; regulation of gluconeogenesis; regulation of mitochondrion organization
Cellular component (GO): nucleolus; nucleoplasm; site of double-strand break
Molecular function (GO): NAD-dependent protein lysine deacetylase activity; NAD-dependent protein lysine deacylase activity; histone H3K18 deacetylase activity, NAD-dependent
Source: RefSeq, a predicted model, not a curated record